Adineta ricciae is the source of this 1368-nucleotide messenger RNA. NCBI's taxonomy places the organism in Eukaryota, Metazoa, Rotifera, Eurotatoria, Adinetida, Adinetidae. The record is from the annotation of a GenBank genome assembly.
AUGUCGAACGUCACCUACGAAACAGGAGACACUGCGUGGGUGUUAACCUCAACUGGCCUCGUCUACCUGAUGACACCGGCUCUCGCUUGUUUCUAUGGUGGUCUUGUGGAAAAUAAAAACUUUCUCAAUCAGCUGUUUCUAUCUAUUGUUUGCAUGGCUAUUAUUCCUGUACAAUGGUGUCUGAUCGGUUAUUCGUUUACAUUUGGACCAGGCACUGCGAUAUUUGGUUCAUUUGAAUAUGCCGCUCAACGACCAGAAAGUUUUAUCUCUCUUUCUAGUGAUAGAAACGUACAAACAAUUCCACCAUCCGCAUUUAUGGCUUUUCAAUGUGCAUGCGCGAUCAUUACACCGGCAUUAAUUAGUGGUGCCGUUGUCGGUCGAAUGAAAUUAAUUCCGUAUAUGAUCUUUAUAGUUCUUUGGACAACUUGUUGUUAUGAUCCAUUAGCACGAUGGAUUUUCUCUAGGCAAGGCUGGCUGCAUCAAAUAGGCGUGAUUGACUUUGCUGGUGGUCUAAUGAUUCAUGUCUCAAGCGGAGUAUCAGGACUGGUAGCUGCCUUGAUUUUAAGAUCACGCGUGCAUUUUGACCCGGAUGUUGUCAAUGCAGGACAAACAAAUCUGCCAUUUACCGUGGUGGGAACAGGUUUACUAUGGGUUGGAUGGAUGGGUUUCAAUGGUGGAUCAGCUCUUGUCGCUAAUGGUAUCGCUGCUCUAGCUAUUGUCAACACAAAUGUGGCAGCAGCAUCAAGUAUGAUCAUUUGGAUUGUGCUAGAUAUUAUUCAUAGAAAAUUGAAUAGACAAACUUCGGCAUUCAUUUCCAUUCCUGGUCUUUGUUCAGCAACUGUCGUUGGUCUUGUUGUUAUUACUCCUGCGGCUGGUUAUAUUCAACCGGGUUACGCAAUUGUUACUGGUUUUAUCGGUGGUUUUCUCAUUCAUUCAUUUCUAUCAAGCAAAAAACGUUUCUUUCACAUCGAUGAUACUCUCGAUGUGUUCAGUUGUCACGGAUUAGGCGGCAUCAUAGGCAUCCUUCUCGCUGGAUUAUUCUCUCAAACUGAUGUUAAUCAAAAAGUUAACAAUGGUGCAUUGUAUGGCAACAUUCGCCAAUUAGGAUAUCAAGUAAUCGGACUAUUAGUGGCUAUUGGCUUCUCUGCAGCGUGCACGACAGCUAUUCUUUUGACAAUGCAUCUGACCAUCGGUAUUCGAAUCAAUCGAAUUGAUCAAGUUCGUGGUUUAGAUAAUGUUUCACAUGGCGUCAUAGAUAUUGAACUGGCAGGUAGAUCUCAAAGAAACAAGUUGCCCAUUGCGAGACGACGAACACCUGAACGAAUGAUUUCAACACUUACGACGCUUGAAAUGACCCAAACUGCGUGA